AAGGAGAUGCGGGUUGCACAUGUUCCCGGAAGUGGGGCAGUGUUAGUUGUAGAAUCAGCUGACAGCACAGCAGGGUCGGUGUUAUCAUGAUGGCCGCUCUCCGGGGUUUGGGGGUCCCGGGAUAUGCGGCGGUGAUUUACCUGCUGCUCGCAUCAGUGCUGGCCUUGGAUGAACAGAAUUCGGAGGACAUUCGCUGUAAAUGUAUCUGCCCCCCCUAUAAAGACAAGCCCGGGAACAUAUUUAUCAGGAACGUGACACAGAAGGACUGCGACUGCCUCCAUGUGGUCAACCCCAUGCCAGUGCCGGGGGCGGAUGUGGAAGCUUACUGCCUGCGCUGCGAGUGCAAGUACGAAGAGAGGAGCUCGGUCACCAUCAAGGUGACCAUCAUCAUCUACCUCUCCAUCCUGGGCCUUCUCCUCCUGUAUAUGGUGUACUUGACGCUGGUGGAGCCCAUGCUCAAGAGGCGUCUCUUCGGCCACUCGCAGCUCAUACAGAAUGACGAUGAUGUUGGGCAGGAUCAGCAGCCUUUCGCCAACGCCCAUGAAGUGCUGGCACGUUCCAGGAGCCGCGCCAAUGUAUUAAACAAAGUGGAGUACGCCCAGCAGCGCUGGAAGCUACAGGUGCAAGAACAGCGCAAGUCCGUCUUUGACCGCCACGUUGUACUGAGCUAAGCGGAGAGGCGGCAGCUGGUAGAGGAAGGCUCAGUACUUAAGAUGCUGACAUCUCUCCAAGGAACCCGUGUUAAACGCUGAUUCACGGGUGAUGAGGAGCUGGAUGCUCCUAAGAAAAUGAUUAAUAUAUUAUUUUCUCCCCACUGCGGAUGUUAUCCUGUGUAUAUAGUUCCUGUGUUGAUUUUUUUUUUGUAUCGCAGUCUUAUUUCACGUGAUUCCUAUAUCUUAAUUAAUUAACAAAGUUUAAUUGAAGGACCUCAAUAUCUUUUUGCUGAUCUGUCUGCUGGCUGUGAUUGGACUGUCCGGCUGUUGCCUGCGGAUUCCCUGCAUGACUGAUCCUUUCUUGUUACUUAAAGGCGUUGCGCUGGUCACUGAGAUAGUGUUAUAGGACUGGACACCGGGCUCGGGUCUGCUUCUGUAAUAAAAGCCACUGUCCCCGGAGUACAACAAAGUCUGUAACGGUGUCAUUGCUAGCGCUGCAUCCCAUAAUAGGGAUUAUGGAAUGUUGUAACCCACGGCAACGGGCAACACUGGGAUUUAAAUGCUGUCCCUAGUACUAGAGGCCAAAAUAGUGAUGGCCCUGUCACCAGUUUUAACUCUAUAAAGCAGUGUAAGUGGUUACAGUAUUGCUGAUGGACGCGUGUAUCCGUGCAUAAAUAUAAUAUAUUUUUUAUGUUCCCCCAUCUGUAAAUUAUAAGGUUGUCUCUGAGAUCUUAUAACAGACAAGCCCCAGGCUGAGGUGUAAUAUACAGAUCAGUGGCCGCGGUCUUUUUUCCAGUCGGCGGUUGUAUAAUGUAAUGUAUUUCUGUUAUGAAGCACUGAGUAUCCUGGUAUUAAUAACUGGAGUUUAUAAAUAUAUUAAUGUAGUUUGUAUAUUAUAUAAAACAUCUCUGCCAGGCACUCUAUUCUCUGGCUGUCAAAUCCUGAGAGGACGAAAGGAUUGAUGUCUUGUAUAUAAUCCAUAGAGAAAGUCUGGCCACGCGUCCGCUCCACACAAAUCACGCCCAACCUGCCCAGGCCACACCCACUUCAUAAGGUCACACCCAUCUCCCCGCUUCUGAGAUCAGAUCUGCUGGUUGGGGAGGGAUCCUAUGUGUAGAGCCCUCUGUAAUGGAGGGAGCUACGGGAGGACCUGUAUAAAUCACAAUUCUGAUUAUGUAGACCAGUGAUUGGGGAACCUUUGGCACUCCAGCUGUUGUUGAACUACACAUCCCAACAUGCCUUGCUACAGUUUUGCUAUUUGACCAUGAUAAAAAUGCAGCAGGGCAUGCUGGGAUGUGUAGUUCAAUAACAGCUGCUGAAGUGCCAAAGGUUCCCUAUCACUGAUGUAGACAGACACCAGCACCUACUGUAUGUGGAUGAGUCUGGUUGCUGUAGAGAGUGUGCUGUGAUAGCAGAGGAUGUCCGUCUCACUGCGUAUAGCACCUGCCAUUUCCCCGCUCUCCUUCCACAGAUGCUGUUUGUAGAUGACGUUUUAGCUGUUGAGAAUUUUGUAUAUAAGACUGAAUAAAAACUGAUGAACUGUG
This is a messenger RNA of Pseudophryne corroboree (corroboree frog), 2197 nucleotides long. Its product is annotated as transmembrane protein 9B-like. Gene Ontology annotation, cellular component: lysosomal membrane. The coding region runs from base 87 to 671 and encodes 194 amino acids. The record is from RefSeq and is a predicted model, not a curated record. Gene Ontology annotation, biological process: positive regulation of canonical NF-kappaB signal transduction. Lineage: Eukaryota; Metazoa; Chordata; Amphibia; Anura; Myobatrachidae. The transcript is spliced from 5 exons.